GCAGCCUGGCCGCCGCCCAAACCCUGCACCACUGCCACCACGUUGUCAAGGAGAGCCCAUCACCAACUGCCCUCUCCGCCCGAGGGCCCUCAAGCGUCGCUCGAACUAAUUUUGAUAGCCUGUCGCUUGGCCGCUGCUCUUUCAAGCUUGUUAUAUCGCUUAGAGUAAACCGGACAGCCCGAAGGUGACGUCCACAUCACUGCCCGACAGUUCCAAGCACUGCGCUCGUGUCCUGCGCGAAACAGACCUCGGCAAUCGCCAUGGACGGCGGUUCGUAUAACAACGUCGUGAGGACAAGCAGCCCCUUCUCUGCAUCGUCCCCGACGAGCAACCCGAAUGCAUACAAGGCAAAUGUAAACCGGACGAAGACGAGAAAAUGGGUCGAGGCUCGCGUGCAGAAUUACGACGGAGACGACUGGGGGGGUGACGAUUAUGACGACGAGGAUGAACCAGAAGAGCCCAUGCCUGCGCCACUGCAGAAGGCUCCCACUGGUGGUCUGCCAUCAACUCUUCGCGCGGUCUCGCAGCCAUUACAAGCCCGAUCUACCGAUGCGACAGAUUUGUACGGCCGCCGUAGCUUUGGAGAACCAGGCACGAAUCUAAGCAACCCGCAUAAUGGCGCGAACUUUGCUGCGCCUAGCUCGCAGCAUCAGCUGCCCGCGUCGCUACCCCACGAGCAGCCAACAUAUACCAUGAGCACACCACCAGGCGCGCAGCCCUUCUCUCCCCCGGCCGCACCAAGUUAUGCCGCAGAGCCUCAACAGGAUCCGUCGAUGAUGAAUGCUACAUUCCCGCCUCGCAAGAGCAGUAUGAGUGGCGCGGGAGGUGUACCUCAAGGACCUUACGACCCGCAAAAUGGAUUCCAGCCUGGAUACGGGACCAGCACUCGGCAACACGAGGGCCUGCCCACGCAGGAGAGCCCUGCGCCACCCGCAGCCAACAAGCCAAGAUUUGUAAGACCCUCCGACAUCUACAAGCGCAUGAGCCAAGAGAAAGAACGGGAGCGUUUGUCCAUGGAAUCGAACCGCCCGAGUCUGGAUGGCAUCACUGGAAGAGGAAACGGCGCCACUUCGCCCGAAGCGAGCCGCACCUCCGGCGAGCAACGACGCAAGGCUAGCCUGGAUCGUGACGAGCCUGCAGACUACACUCUGCACGGCGAUAGAACGGCGCUUCCCACAGUCGCGGAAAGAGACCAAUCAGCUGACAUUUCUCCCAUCAAGACGUCUACCUUCGACACAGGACCAUCGCUGCAGGCCAAAGGGCCCGAGUCAACCAGCCCGUUAUUGCCCGAAGUGUCAAGAAUGUCCAUGUUCGGAGACGACUUCUUCUCGUCAAGUAUCAAGGAUCUCUCGCCCCCGAAGCAGACAAAUAUUGCGCCGAUUGCAGAGUCAGACGAGCGGCAACCACGGGAACCCAUCGCCGCAGGUGCGAAGACGACACAAACGAGUGGUGCAGACAGUGCGGCUGAUGCUGGGCUGGGUACGGCGGCUGCAAAGAAGACUGCCCAUGGGCAUCUUGCGCGGCCAUCGCUACCUGGUGGGUGGGUUUCCGAGACACCAACGCCAUUGGAGACACCAGCAGAGUCUCUGCCUGUUACCGAUAUGAGGCUGCCUGCGCCUGCGACGUCGAGAGGUGUCGCGAGCUCGGCGGCCGAGAGAAAUGAUGCUCCUGCCAACGUCAUGGCAACGGCUCCUGGUGCCGAUGCUGCCGCCGCCAGUGAUUCCGGGGAGAAAUGGGAGCCACCCAGCAACGGCCCUCCCACCAAGCUAGAGCAACACCCGACACCUCAUUCUCUGCCACCACUCAAAACCCAAGAUCCGCUCAAAGGCACGACCGACAGUAUCCGCGAAGGCCCAGGCGCAGAAUCGGCCACCAGCAAUAUUGCGCCGUCCUCGUCUGUUUACCAAGACUCCCCUCAAGUCAUGUCACAUCCACAAUCGAGCUCAGAGACGCCGGUAUACUCUCGGCAAGAAAAUCUACCUCCUACCUUCGCUCCUCCACUGGGCGCACCAAGGAAGUCUACACUAAGCUCCGUCACAACAGCAUCGCCACUUAAGGAGAGCGACGUGCUCAGAGAGGAGAUCAUCAAGUCGCUCAGUCCAGCUGUCGACUCCCCAACCCACGAAGCGCGUCUCGGCCCGCCGACUCCCUCGUCGCCGAAUGCGCCUGACAUGCCGCACGAAAGCAGAUCAUUGUCAGGCAUUUACGACGACUACUACGGGUUUCAGGAGGAUAAGGCCUUGCAAGAGACAAGUCGGUACCUGAAGUCAGACGCAGAACCCCAACAAGGCCCAGCACCAUCUGCUGCUACCCAGGCCAAUGCAAACCUGCCGGAGAUUCGUCCUCUGAGCCCAAAUAAGCAGGGACUCAAUCCACAAGUUAGCACAGAGCACCGGGAACGGCGGUUCUCGUUCGACGCAGGCCCGGAACACGUCACGUUGAGCCCUGUUGAAGCUCCGACGUCCACCGCUGUCUCGUUCGGGUCUAUGAGUGAUAGGCAGCCUUCACGACCAGAAUAUCAGGCGGCUGAUCGGACCGAGACAUCCAACGGACCACCGCCACGCGAGACAACGAGCGGCCCGGAGUCGACAAAUACGCAACUGCAUGCACCAAGUCAGACGAUCACACACCAGGUCUCACAAAUGAGCAUUGGUGCCAAUAACGACGGGGAUGUGAACAUGAUUGAUCAGCCCUCGCCCUUGUCAGCUGGCAAGAGCGAAACGCCAAGAGGAGCUACGCCUGGGCCGAUAGAGGACAAAGUGUUGGUGUUACCAGACUCGACCGCCGACGACUCUACAGCACCAGAAGUUGUAUCAGAUCAGAUAUUGGCAUCAGACAAGGCGGAGGUGCUUCCAGAGACGGCUGAUGCUCCUGCUCCAGCUGGCAACACAUCAGGAAAGAUCAUGCCAUUCCGCGAGAUUCUCAGCAUCGGCUUGCCGCAACACCGAAUCCAAAAAUUCGACGAGACGCGCGUGCAGUUCUUCAACAUGGACACUGGUCUUGGUGACUGGCUGCGACACAUGCACGCUCAAGGCGAUGGCACCAACACAGAUGGACCACGUGGAGGCAACGAUCUGGCUUCGCCUACGACCGCUCCGGCUUCACAACAACCAUACUACCAGCAGUACUUGAACGCAAGCAACCCGAACCUCAGCAUGCCGCCUCCGGGACGGACAAACACAGGCAACGUCGCUGGCCAGUCUCCUAAUAUGUCUCAGGGGCAACAAGCCCAAUUCGGCUCCAGCGGCUUCAAUACUGGCGGACAAGUUGGCACCAAGGGCAAGGAACUGCUCCAAGCGGCGGGUGUUCUAGGCAACAAGGGUGUGAAGACAGGCAUGAAGUUCUUCAACAAGAGCAAGACGAAGCUACGCGAGAGGGGGUUCAACUAGGACAUGGAGUAGCAACCUCGGUACUUGGUGCAGGCUUGCUACAGGACCGUAGUGCAAGCACGGUCGUGUAUUUACAGGUCGCUUGGUUCGGGCUCCAUUCACGUCGUGCUUGGACAGACGGGGGCUUGAAUUUCUUCGCUUGGUAACAUAUUUAUCCAUUAUCGUGCUCAGUGUACAUUCCGCAGCUUCACACGAUCUACCCUUCAAGAUAUGUACAGUACCUAAGUCAUGCAUUCGCCGCCAGCCCGUGUGCUUUGCACAUCAAUGU
Molecule: messenger RNA, 3657 nt
Organism: Microdochium trichocladiopsis
Lineage: Eukaryota; Fungi; Ascomycota; Sordariomycetes; Xylariales; Microdochiaceae
Exons: 2
Coding region: 261-3389 (1042 amino acids)
Source: RefSeq, a predicted model, not a curated record